This is a messenger RNA of Sturnus vulgaris (Common starling), 524 nucleotides long. Lineage: Eukaryota; Metazoa; Chordata; Aves; Passeriformes; Sturnidae. The record is from RefSeq and is a predicted model, not a curated record.
AUGCGCGGCCGCAAGGGGCGACGGGACGCCGGAGUCAAGCAUCGAGUUUUUAAUAAAAAGUCGAAAUUCGGUCAAAAUUACUGGCUGGGCCUGCACUCCCUGGCCCUGCUGACGCUGCAGGCUCGCUACGAGCUGCGCGUGGAGCUCGAGGACUUUGAGAACAACUCGGCCGCGGCCACCUACGGCUCCUUCGCGCUCUCGCCCACGGCCAUCAGCGCCGAGGAGGACGCAGGUGACUCUCUGAGCUACCACAACGGGCAGAAAUUCUCCACCUUCGACCGCGACCAGGACCUGUUUGCCCAGAACUGCGCCGCGCUCUCCUCGGGGGCCUGGUGGUUCCGCAGCUGCCACUUCUCCAACCUCAACGGCUUCUACCUGGCCGGGCCUCACCUGUCCUACGCCAACGGCAUCAACUGGGCCCAGUGGAAAGGAUUCUACUACUCGCUGAAACGCAGCGAGAUGAAGAUCCGGCGCCUCUGAGCUCACCUGGACGCACUUGGACACAGCUGGACUCACUUAGACAC